AUGCCCCACACAGUUGAUACCGCGAGUAUGCAAGCGAUCAGAAGACGCAACCCUAGGCGUAAAUGCAGUAAAAACACGAGCUAUCAGGAUGGUGAUACUGACAGUGGUAUUGAAAUCGAGGACGAUACUUACGCUGGUAUCGAAAUCGAGAGUGAAACUGACAGUGAAACCGAAAGCGAAGAUGACAGUGAAACUGAGAGCAAGUGUAAUAUAAGCGUUGUGGACGAAGACGGAGAGGAAAAUAGGGCCAAUGAUGACUACAGAUCAAGCGACGAUGACACUGAGACAGAUUCAGAGUCCAGCGACAGCUAUUCGGAUAUGUGCGAGAGCGACCUGGAGAUUGCAGGGCUUUUGGAGCGCGUCGAGCUAAGCCCAAGCGACAGCAAAACUUCCAGCAGUGAAUUUCUAUAA
Molecule: messenger RNA, 411 nt
Organism: Bipolaris maydis ATCC 48331
Lineage: Eukaryota; Fungi; Ascomycota; Dothideomycetes; Pleosporales; Pleosporaceae
Source: RefSeq, a predicted model, not a curated record